UUCGUUAUCAUUUAUGGUGUGUUUAGGUUUUUGAAUCAAUUUCUCAAAGUUUGGAAUUUCAAAACGAUGGAAGCUACCACAGUAUCGGCACUGUUGCAAAUUCCUAGCAGCAAUCCGGUAUCGUAUUGUCGUCUUUGUCUAUCAAGCUCGUCAGUAGAGCCUUUGUAUCCGAAUUCUCCAAAGCAAGACUUGAUAGACCUAAUUGCAAAAUCUGUGCAGGUACUCAUAAUUGAGGAGGAUCUUCCAUGUGCAGUCUGUCAGAAUUGUCGUUUGAAACUUGAGGACUUUGAGCGAUUUCGUGAUCAGUGCCAGAAACUGGAUGACUUUGUCCGAACUAGAAGAAGGGAGUUAGCUUUAUUACAGGAGACAGUCGUCGUACAACAAGUGGGAGAUUCGGCUAGUAUGGUCGUGUCAGAAGAAAUUGCUAUAAAAGCAGAUCCAGAAGCUCUACUUGGUGAAGAGGAUAGCUUGCCAUAUGUCUUAACGGAGGAUAGCUGGCAUAGAUGUAAGUUUUGCUCAGAAGCUUUUCAAAGUUUAUCUGUACUGCUCGAACAUUUCCGCAUGCGUCAUCCGGAUGAAUCUAAAAUGUACAAAUGUCCGCAUUGUGCACAAACUUAUUCCAUAGAAAUUAGUGGAUCAACCAGUCCAGCUUAUAAAUGUGACGAGUGCGAUGCUGGUUUUGGUCACAGAGUCGGGUUAACACGACAUAAAGAUCGCUACCACGAUAAAUCCUCGCCAAACUAUUCUACCGAAAGAUUCAAAUGCGAUCACUGUAGUAGUGUAUUUGCUGAUUCUAAGCAGCGUUCCAAACACCAGAUGCAGACACAUAUGAGCAUUUCCGGUGGAACAAAAAUUUCGGCUCAGGUUGAUGGCAUACAUGUGUGUGAGAAAUGCGCCGUUACAUUCUCACCAUACCAAGCUCUUCUAGUACAUAUUCAGGAGCAUCACUGGAAUGACCCACCACAGGAGACGUUCAGUUGUUCAGUUUGCUCGAAACCGUUUGACAAACGUCGCCUGUUGCAGUAUCACAUCUUAGUAGCUCACUUGGGACAAAUUCCGUACGCUUGCAACCAUUGUGGAGAAUGGUUUCGAACAAAAUCCCACCUUAAGCAGCACAAAGCUAUGUUCCACGAACGCGCUACAGGAGACGUUAGUCGGUGUGAAUUUUGCGGGCAAACUUUUGAGGAAGAACCAAAAGAUCAAAUAUCGUAAUAUGGGCCAUAUUCAAUUAAUUGAGAGUAACUGUACCUUUACAUUAACCUGCUAAAAAGUUGCCAACUAAUAGCGAGUUUGAUUUAUAGUCGCUAUGUAUAUAUUAAUAUAUAAUGACUGUAGUUUUAUUUUGUAAACAUUUUCACGGGUUUCCCCUGAAAGGUUAAAAGAUAGAGGUGAAAUAAUUCAAAUCUGUUCUUUUCCGGCACUUAAAAUUAAUUCUUUUA
This is a messenger RNA of Sabethes cyaneus, 1439 nucleotides long. RefSeq names its product zinc finger protein 813-like. Gene Ontology annotation, molecular function: zinc ion binding; DNA-binding transcription factor activity, RNA polymerase II-specific; RNA polymerase II cis-regulatory region sequence-specific DNA binding. Gene Ontology annotation, cellular component: nucleus. Bases 67 to 1212 code for a protein of 381 amino acids. Gene Ontology annotation, biological process: regulation of transcription by RNA polymerase II. The transcript is spliced from 2 exons. The record is from RefSeq and is a predicted model, not a curated record. NCBI's taxonomy places the organism in Eukaryota, Metazoa, Arthropoda, Insecta, Diptera, Culicidae.